GGGGCCGAGCCAGUUCUGGCGGGAAGAAGGAGAUGGCCGAGACAGACCCCGGCCAACGGAGCUACAACAUGCCGAAAUCACUGUCCGACCUGAACCGAGACCUGGAAAACCUGCUGGAAGAGAUGGAAAAGAUUUCAGUUGAAGCAACCUGGAUGGCCUACGACAUGGUGGUGAUCCGCACCAACCCGGCCCUGGCUGACAUCCUGCAACGCCUGGAGGGCGCCUUCCUGGACUGCAAGAAGGAGAUGGAGAAGAACUGGCAGGCGCUGCUGCAGGAGACCAAGUCCACGCCCUCCCGCUGAGCCCGCCACACCUCGACAUGGCCACGGAGGUCCCCAGGAGAGAGUUAUUGGGAGAGCGCGGGCCUGGAAAGCUGGGACCUGCACCUAGACAGACUACACCUAAAAACAAGAGCUGUUGCCUAUAAAUAUCUUUUCAAGCUUAAAA
Messenger RNA from Tachyglossus aculeatus (Australian echidna), 447 nucleotides. It is a transcript of the gene SYCE3, whose product is annotated as synaptonemal complex central element protein 3. The record is from RefSeq and is a predicted model, not a curated record. Gene Ontology annotation, cellular component: central element. NCBI's taxonomy places the organism in Eukaryota, Metazoa, Chordata, Mammalia, Monotremata, Tachyglossidae. The coding region runs from base 33 to 302 and encodes 89 amino acids. Gene Ontology annotation, biological process: spermatogenesis; synaptonemal complex assembly; reciprocal meiotic recombination. The transcript has 3 exons.